AUGAGCAAGUCAACAACGGAGCUACUGCAAAGCCAUCUCUCUGAGGCCGACAUUCCCUUUGCCGUUCCUGGCUCAAGUGAGUUUGUAUCCCUGCAAACGAGCUACACCGGCCGACAUGAUGAGGCUCGUCCCAAGGUCAUCACUAGACCCCAGUCCGCCGAGCAAGUGGCUACUAUUAUCAAAUCAUGUUUGAGUCUUAAGCUGGACCCAGUGGUUCGUGGUGGCGGGCAUGAUAUGUUCGGGCGCUUCUCGGCCCUCGACGCCGUAAGCAUCGACCUACGCGAUCUCGACACGAUCACUAUAUCGCCAGAUAAAAAGACAGCAAGAGUGGGAGGAGGGGCGAUAAAUUAUCGGGUACUCGAAGUCUUGAGCGAGCAUGGACUGACAGCUCCCGCGGGAUCCUGUGGCACAGUCGGUUUUGUGGGAUGGUGUCUUGGGGGUGGAUUUGGUCCUUAUGUCCACUCGUACGGACUUGGAGCCGACCAGAUUAUCGGUGCCCGAGUUGUUCUGGCCAAUGGGGACCUGGUGGAAGCCGAUGCUCGACUACUCAAGGGUCUGCGUGGGGGCGGCGGGAGUCUCGCCAUCGUUGUCGAGUUGGAGGUCAAGACGUGGCCGCUCUGCGAGGUAUGCACGGGGAUGCUCUUCUUCGAGUCAUCUGACAUUGCCGGUGCUGUAACCGCCUUUUUCACCAACUACAACAACCUCGUAAACACGUACAAGGAGAUUCCCAGCAAGCUCUAUCUGAUGCCGUCGAUCUGGAUCUACCCGAAUGUCGGACUCUCUCUUACUUGCGGUUUCAUCUGGAACGGGUCUGCGAGCGACGAGUCUCGUCUGUGGCUGGAGCGAGUGGGCAAACUUGCACCUCUCUCACCUAAUAUCUCGGAUGUGCACUCAACCGUCAUAAACACGAAUGCGCUGGGCUUCGCAACCAUGGUGAAAGACAUGAUCCCCGCUCAGGUUCUAGGCCGUUGCCAGUCAGCAGACAUCUCCCACUUCUCACCCGAGGUGGUGGAUGAGCUGGCCCGAAUUGCCCACGCCAUCCCCCGCGACAGCUCCGGUGGUGUCAACAUCCACACACUCCGUGCCGACAGCCCAUCCUGCAAGCCCGACACGCCGGACUCAGUUCUCCCGUACCGAAAACCCCACGUGAUGUUCGAGUUCCUGGGCCUCGGAGAUGACGAGGCCUCGGCACGGGGCGCGGCAGCUUGGGCGUUGGAUGCACGUAAUAGAAUCUCAGCACUUCCAGAUGCAGAAGGUCGCACGUAUCUACCCUUGACCGCCCCCGAGUUCGUCGACCUGGAGACAACCUUUGGAGGGUAUCUGGCAGAGCUGCGGCAGCUGAAACGGGAGUAUGACCCGGCGGGGGUUUUUAAGCAUACACUACCAAAGCUCGUAUGA
Messenger RNA from Fusarium vanettenii 77-13-4, 1398 nucleotides. RefSeq lists its product as uncharacterized. The transcript is spliced from 2 exons. Gene Ontology annotation, molecular function: FAD binding. The coding region runs from base 1 to 1398 and encodes 465 amino acids. The record is from RefSeq and is a predicted model, not a curated record. Lineage: Eukaryota; Fungi; Ascomycota; Sordariomycetes; Hypocreales; Nectriaceae.